AUUGCCAGUUUGGAAAUCACAGCUACGAGCUGGAAGAGAGGUGGAGACCAGACCUCGGCCCUCCUUUCGGAAUGCUGUACUGCAUGAGGUGCGAAUGUAUACCCGUUCAACGAAAGAGGAGGAUUAUGUCCAGAGUGCGUUGCAAAAACAUCAAAAAUGACUGCCCAAAGCCUACAUGUGAAGAUCCCGUUUUAUUGCCGCAAAGGUGCUGCAAGACCUGUUCUGGAGAAGAUUACGCUGAUCUGGAGGAAGAUAUUGCGACCAGAAAACUGGAGUCUGAAGAUGACGAUAAGAUGUUAAAAGAGUUCACUGUUUUGCUGACGGGCAGAAUAUUGGUACCUCCGGUUCUGACUUCAGGUGCAGCGCGUGGUUACCUGGUCUACACUAAACGAGAUUUGCACUACACAAUUCACUACAGAGGAAUACCUCGGCCAACUUCGGUGCGUUUUACCAACGAAGAAGGAAAUAUUUUGGAAGAACAUGACAUUCCUUUUGCACCCCACCAUAUUCAAGGUUCAAAGGUAUGUGGCGUGUGGCGUAAAGUUCCUAAAAUUUAUCGUCGAUUGCUUCAGAAGGAUAGGCUGAUGCUGGUACUCGUAACCGCAAACAGUAGUGACGGUAUUGUGGGCGGACGUGUUAUGAAACACAGCUCCAUUAAUACAGAAGCGUAUGGGUCCCUUCUGUUGCCAGACAGCAAGAGCUCUCACGAGACUCUGGGAAGUGGAGCGAUAGCCAACAUAUUUCCCGUAACUGACAGUAUUCAUGUCACUCUUGGCUUCAACGGAAUCUUCACUGCGAAAGAUGCCAGAGAUGUUCCUUUGGUGGUGAGCUUGUUCUAUGAGGAGGAGGAUGGGAGGCUGCAACCUAUUUCGAACACUCAAAUCACUCUAGCGAAAGCUCAUCCGGACUACAACAGUGCAACUGUGAAAUUGGACCUGGUCCCCCACCUUCAGGAGCAACUCUCUAGCGGUCGAUUCGAACUACGGAUAUCAUCCAAGGACGGGCAACGUCACCAGAGUGGCCGAAUCACACCCAAAGUCACGUGCAAUGUGUUCCAAGCAGUUAUGACCGCAACGGAAGCGACUGACCCCACCAAAGAGCCCGUCACUGGAUUUAUAGUGCUGGAUAUUGCUGCCGAUGGCUAUAUUAACUAUAAGAUGCAUAUCAGCGAUGCGAAUAUAGACGUUGUUCAUCUACAGCUGGAAACAGAUGUCGAGACCCCAAGUGGCACCGGCAUGCGAUUAUUGCAGCAAGUUGCACAGAACAUGACAGAUACAUGGGGUAAUGGGUCCUUCAGCAAGAGGAAUGGUCAGGAAGUUGAAAUGUUAUUCACUGAUGAUCUCGUCGUGACAGUGUUAGCAGAAUCGCCAUCACACGAGUAUCAUACAUUCCCCUCUUACGUGCAUAGGAUUUCCUCUGCAGAAGACGAUUCAUUGGAAAGAUCUCGAACGACUCUUUCGGAUAAAACGAGGAUACACUUGCGAGGGCAAGUGCGUCAGCGAAUCUACACCGAGGCUUUACUCAACGAGGUGCCUAUUCUGCUGUCGGGUGGCAACGCUACUGCGGGAGGAAUCGCUUGGCUCUCCAUUGACAAAGACUGCGUCUUACACUACCAAGUGUACCUUUCUGGUCUGGACCCCAACGAGCGCCAUCUUCUGGAGCUUCUACAUGUGCGACCCGGCAAAUACAACUCUCUGCAGAGAGUGCUGAAGCGCUUCGAGGGAGAUCAGGUGGAAGAUUUGGCAGACGACCUGGACGGCCGCAGUUUGGCGUUCUUACAAGCCGGCUACACUUACCUGGUGAUGACAUCGAAGCUGGCUGGCAAGGCCAAGGCUGUGCAACUGAGGGCAAAAAUAACUGAGCUCUCCGCUCCGAUGAACUGUUUGCCAAGCUCUACGACGAAGAGGAAUGGGAACAUUUAUCAAGAUGAAUCCAACGACGUCUACGAAGCGGAUUCUGGGCAUAAAUGUGUAUUCGAUAACGUUCUCUUUGAAGAUGGUGCUCAAUGGAAACCUGAAAACGAUGAAUGUACCAUGUGUUCCUGCCAGAGAGGUCGUGUCGUCUGCGAAAGGAUGGACUGCCCGGAGCCCGUCUGCGAUAAUCCAAUCUCUGUGCCUGGAGAAUGCUGCCCCUUGUGUCCUGGUAACAGCACGGGAACAUCCGAGACGAGUGUGCUUCGAUCUCAGCGCCUUUGUUACUUUGAAGGUGACAAGAAGUUUCACGUGGCCGGCAGCCGAUGGCAUCCUUAUGUUCCUCCUUUUGGAUUCAGCAAGUGUUCCCUCUGCACCUGUGAGCCGAAGACAGUGACGGUGAACUGUGAACGCAUCACGUGUCCUCCACUGAGUUGCACGGAAAAGGACUCGUACAGAGACAAUCCUCUAGCUUGCUGCAAGAAAUGCCGAAAUUCUGUGUCCGUCAAAUCAACUGUGUUAAUAUCUACAUCAGUUGGCCAGCUCGGGGACCAGAGCGGAGAGAAAUUGAUGGCAAAGGAAAUUUUAGCUGCAGGAGGUUGCAAAUACCGAGGUCAAGUUCAUUACAACGGGGACGAAUGGCAUCCGUUACUUGAGCCUUAUGGUCUAGAAAACUGCGUCAAGUGCCAUUGCAAAGACGGCCGUGCAAAAUGUAAAAGGAAGAAAUGCCCAAAGGAGACGUGUCCGGUCAAAGCACCCGGAGACGACGGCUGCUGCGAAAAAUGCAUUGAUUCCGUGAGCGACACAUCGACUCGAUCGACAGAAGGACCCACCAAAGGCAAAAAGCGGAGGAAAGACCGAGAAAGAAGGCACAGGAAAACCAGGCAACCGAAAGAGAGGCAGCAGUGAAGGAUAUCGGCGAUUCUGGACGAAGAGAAAUAAACUCUGAUACAAGCGGCGGAAUUUGCACAGAAAACAAAACGAAAAUGACAAUGCGAAAAAUUUUUGUUCCAACCGCUGCGUGCUUCUCUUUGUAUUUUUCGCUCGUGCUGGCCAUUGUCUCGGGCCAUUUCGUUCACAGUUAGACGAAUUAGAAACAGUUAACUGUAACCGUGCGCUUCACUAUUACAUUUCUUCGUGGUUCAUUGAGCUGUUGUAUAUAUAUAUUUUCGCAAAAGAAAGAAGAGCAUGGAAAAAAUAUCCCUUUCAAGUAUUUAUUUUAUUGGACUAGCAGUUCGCAAGUUCCAUUGUGAAAUAAUUCUGAAAUUAGAAGUGCUUGGAGAAGACAAAUCUUGCUCUUCCAAGUGUUCCUUUGUGUAUGCGUUCGAUAUGUGGAUCCUAUAGCGUUUUUCUCCUCACUCUUCAAAUUUUUAAAAAUAUUUUCGUAAUUUCUGAUGGAGAACAGAAAUGAAACUUGUUGAUAGACUUCACACUGACGCCUCAGCAGUUUGGCGAUAUUACAGAGGUCGUAGAUGAAAUCAAGUUUUGGACCUGUGUGUAAUUGUUUUUUUCCUGUGACCCGUACACAGGGGCGGAUAGUGUUAUCGGGAAAUUUCCCAAAGCGCCGAUGACAUCAGUGACAAUUCCAGGAUUCAUGCAACGAAAGGCAAUGAACUCAUUGAAUGAAAAAGAGUGUAUGAUAUUUAAAAAAAAAAAAAAAAUUACUCAGCUAAACUAAUGGUAAUCUGAUUAAAUUCAUCGUCUUAAAUCCGACGGCGAAUUUCCUAACUGCACUUCGUUGUAGCAACCGUACAGGCUUCCCACACCGGAUCAAUAGAUUGCGUAGCUCGGUUGCUUUGUGAGAAUAUUGUCGUCGAUAAUUUUGUUUGUGAAAGAAUUAAAAUGUAGUAAUAUGCAGGAAGAUUUCAGUAUUUGAUUAAUUGACUUUAGAAAGAAUGCAAAUACAUGUUAUUAGGUACUCAACAGAUUUCAGAAAAUUCUUUUUCCUGUCCUUACGAAAGAACCGUCCUGAGGGAAUUUCGAAGUUGAAGUCAUUGGUCCAUUUUAAAAAACCAUGCUUGCCAUACCAAUGUGCACUUAAGAAAUUCGCAGUCCGACUCCGUUAGCUCGUCGCAUACUCAUAACUGGUGGUCUUCAUAACAUUAAAGUGGGGAAACUUCAUGUCCCUAGACCCCGACGAUUCUGCGGCGAUUCGGGCCAGAUCGGCAGUUACCAUUUAGAUCUUCGGCUGAGUGUCCGAGCAUCUUGAUAAAGGUUGCAUUCUUCAGGGUAUGAACUGAGCUUCAGAAAGGUGCCCGGCGUCUCUUGUGUCUUGGUGAAAAAUGGCUAACAUCUGAAAAGGUACCAACACCUUUAUAAAAAUUUGCCGCACCAGUCAGAUCAACGUCAUCCGCCCCUGCCGGUACAUAUUUUUUUAUGAUGAAAUUGAGUCACCCCACCCAGUGUUUGCAGAUCGGUGACUGUGCCAAAGUUCUUCAGUCAAUGCGCAGAUGAAUGGAUCACUAGGACCACGAACUCUUUCUUAUCUGUCAUUUUAAUCUUGUGCAUUGUGUGGGUGUCGUACUGUAGUAGGCAUGGGAGCUGCCCAAAGAUGGCGAUGCUUAAUGUGAUCGUAUUGGUCCGCGCUACGUCUAUUUUGAUAGCAUUUAAUGAGAAGAAAGAAUAUCUUUCAGAACGGCAAUAGAAUUUAACUAAUUUAAUAUAAAUAUGACGAGAAACAUAUAAACAGGUGUUUUCACAGUAUUUUAAUUAGGAAAAUGCAGAAGUUCAUUUAUGAACUGUUCAUAACAUUUCUGAAAAUUAUUUGACCGACCUGCAUCCCUAAUCUUAAUAUCAGAAAGGCUUCUCUCGUUCACAUAAAAAGGACAAUUUUUAUAAUCUAUUUUGAUCUUCUUUGGCGACAUUAUUUUAGUUUAAAAAAUUUAUUUUAUAGUAGUUUUAUCCUGUUAAUCGAAUAGUUCAUCCCAAUAGCGAUGUUUUUUCCUUGUUUUCGGGCAUAUAGAAACGGGCGGGGCAAAUCGAUAACAAUAUCCGGAUGAUAACAUUAACCACGAUCACAUUAAGUGCGGCCUACUCUAGUUUCAAGUUUGUAUGCAGAUUGUCUUUCAAAGAUCAGUGAAAAAUCUAUGAAAGGGCUCCCAAGCUUGUCUUGAUGCAAUGAGUUGUAAUUAAUUUUCUGCGAACUAUUUGUUUAAUCGUUAGCCAGAACUGACAUGGGAUUGAACUCAGGAAUUUUAACCACCGCUUGUUUCACAGAAUAAAAAAGCAUUUCCCAUUCAUUUAAAAAAAAAUCUCUGAGAUUACUCCGUGUCCACAAAAAGCCUAACUCGGCAUUUAGCCCCAGAAUAUAACCGGUGUUUAGUGGCACUUGCGCACAAAUCGAAAAAAGCGAGGACUUUUGUGUACAAGGAACAUUCAUUGCUGGAUGGGUGACAAGUAUAGCUUAGUGGCAGUUCAUCACAAAACCACAUCUCUUCGAUUAUUUUUCGAUAACCUGGGACAGCGACUUGGAGUAUUAAUUUGCUUUACAAAAUUUUAAGCUGCUGAAUUGCGCAAAUACAGAUUUUAACGUAAAAUGUUUAUAUUGUAUAUGUGCUAACUUGUAAAGAAUGGUAAACACUUUAGAGUCACGUACCUUUAAAAUGUCAAAAUAUGUUGUGUCUGUGAAACUGGUGUAUGAGCGUGAGAUUUUGUAUACUUAUUUCGAUAUCCUUAAUAAUGUAUUGUCUGUUUUAUUGCGAGUAUUAAAAAUAUUUUAAAUAAAAUAAGCAAAUCAGUACUUUUUUUUAGCUGAUACUUUUUUUCCAAAAAAGAAAAAAUAAUGUACAAUUAAAUGACUUCCGUUAAAAAUAAUGGAAAUAUAGUUUCUUAAAAAGAUAUUUUUUAUUAUUCCAAAACCGAUUAUUAUUUUAAUAUAAUUAAAUGUAAUUUCUAAAACUUUUAGACAAGAGACAUCCUAGUUCCUCAUUUUAAACUCGCUUAGGGUUCAUGCAGUUGGUCAAAUCUUUUUGAAAUUCUGACCAGCAGUUUCGGAGAAAUAGUGCACGCAAACAAGAAAAUUAUUGUUAUGAGAAAUCUUAGUAUAAUUAUCUUCUAAUCCUGUAAAUGCAUAUUAUUUUCUUAAACUUUGUAAGUAUGCACAAAAAUUAUGUAUGUUAACAGUAUUGCAUACGUAUCGACAGUGGUUAUAGAUAUUUCAGUAAGGGUGAAAUUUAUUUGACGUAAAUGUGCUAAAAAGAAACAAGAGAAAAAUAAUACACUACUUAAAAAAUCAAUAAAUCAUAAGGCUGAUUCUUUGUGACAGUCUGGACAGAAGUAUCCCUUGUUGUGUAUAGCUAGUUAUGAGUGUUAGAAAAUUUCAUUUACCUGCAGGGAUGAUCCGGGCAAAUGUCACUUGUGCGAAACAGCCAUGUGCGCAAGUGUCACAUCAUCGUCUUGGGCAUAUACUUCCGAUUACAGAAAUGUUUGAAAUGACUCAAGUAUGCAUAUUUUGGUAUUUUAAAAUUUUAAGAAAAAUUGCAUACUAUAACUUUUAUAAGGUCCCUUAACUUUUUAUGAUCAUAUUUAGGAAAAUUUUAUUGUCGUUAUAAAUAGUAAAUAAAAAAUCUCUUAUGACAAAAAUUGACUGAUAUAUUUAGUUUCAAAAUUUUACAUAUUUGACGUCAUUUUCAAAUUGCCUUCAGUGGCCAUUUAAAAAAUAGGUUGAUUCUAGGUUCAUUUUUUCUCUUUAAAUGUCAUUCAGUUUUUUACGAUUUACCAGUGUGUAACAUUUUUUAAUUUAUAAUUUUGUUAUGAUUUAUUGAUAUGUGAUUUGUUAUUAUUGAUAUGUGUGCCGAAAGAAUUUUCACGUCAAUAAUUUUCAGAUCGUGAAAAGAAUAUAUUAAUAUCAUGAAAAUUUGUGAAUUUGCUUUCGUUCAGAAAAUUCAUCAAACUGGUUUUCAUUUUUAAGUUAUCCGAAUAAUGUUUUGAAUUGGCUGUGUGCCAAUACAGAAGAUUCAAAGUGCUUUUUAAAACCAGAUUAUAAGAUUCUAUCAAUUUAUGAAAAAAUGUAUAUCGAUCAAAUAUAUCUCAACGACAAUUUGCAUAGAAAUGAUCGUCACUUACUCUAUUAACAUCAGAAACCUUUCUUUAAACUGAUAUUUUAUUUUUAUUGACGUGCUGAUGCAAACACUUCGCUGUUUAGUUUAUGUGUGGCCCGCCAGUAUGAUCUUCAAUUUUAAAUGAAGUACAUUAGACGCCGCUUAAUGUAUCGACGGCUCUUUUCUGGAAAUUAUCUCACCGCUAAUCGGAGGACUUGCCUCAUUCACUAAAAGAGAACAUGGAAAACUAAAAUUUAAAACUAGGCCAAAAAAAAAAAAAAACUUAGUUUAGCUCUGAUGUUUUCAGUUGCCCACCACCACCACCAAAGAUGCAGGGGCAGAAAAAUACUGCAGAAAUGUUUUUGCUUGUAAAGAAGAAAGACCUCGAUCGUCCUCAAAAGAAGAGGAAUUUGUGUCUAAUCGCUCUCAAAAUCGAUAGAGUUAUUCAAAAUCUACACCAAAGUAAAGUUACUUUAUUGUCUAAAUUUAAAAUCGAAGCCAAGCUGUUAGAAGAAUUACUUCCCCUUACUUGGCUACAUUUUUCUGACAUUCGGCAAUUUUUAUAAUCUAUUUUAAUUUUAUUUGGCGACUUUCUCUCUUUUAUAGCUACUUCUUUUUAGUUUUUAAAAAAUAUUCUAUUUGGUAAUACUAACCGAAUUGUUGAUCGUAAUAAGAGUAUUUUCGAUGUUUUCGUAUACAAACGGGCGAGACAUCAGCGAUUAGAUAACAGUAUCCGAAUGAUAACAUUAACUGCAGUCGCAUUAAGCGAGCUCGGUGGCGUUUAGCGAUGCUGCAUCUGCGUUAAUUUUUGUUCGUACGUAAAUCAAAAUGUUUGUAUUUUAUUUUUUAUAAUGAGUAUAAAAUUUUCUAAAUAUAAUUGCAAGGGCCGGGAGAAUGUUAGAUUUUUAAUUUAAAUAUUAAAGUUUUACAAAAUUAUUAUUAAAUUUCGUGACGGAAAAAGAUGAACUUUUUGCGUCAUUUUAAACAUUUUUGCAAUUCGAAGAACAUGUCUACAACGAACGCAACCAACGGUUGCAAAAAAAAAGCAUUUUUGUGGACACGGUACAUAAAUUUAUUUCAGACUUCUUUUGUUGACAGUGGUAUUUUAUAAAGCUUUCCAAAAUUCGUCUUAUUUGUCAAGUAACCUCAUGUCGGUAAAUUUCUAGUCAGUUACUUUAAACAAUUAAUCUGUUACUUUGAAAUAGGAACUUUAAAGUUAUUUUCAGUCUCUCGAUUUGACUUAUAAUCAUGGAAACAACAGCUGCUGAAAUAAAAGGCGACUCGUUUAAUCUCCCUUUCCGUCUGUUUCCAAUUAGCGUGUUUUGCCUCAUGAAAACAACGUGAAUGAAGGUUGACUUGAAAGUGCAGUCGCAAUAGUGAUAUCUCAUUUCUAGCUUUCUGAUUCGAUUUAUUCCCUCCCUUCUGCAGGUGUUCUGGAUGAAAACAUCAUUAAUCGUACCAUUUCAGCCUUUCUGUUCUUAAACGUUCAUUAUAGUAUUAGGUGCAAAACGAACCAUUAUUUCAGCAGGAAAAGAAGACGUAUUCUUUGUUUGAAACAGUAACUUUAUUAGGCAGAUAGUCAUGAAAAAUUCAUUCCACUAUGUGUAUACAUGGUUUAACAUUGUUUUCUGCGAUGAAAAUCACAUUUUUAAAACUUCGUAAAAUAAUAAAUCUAUUUUAUUAAAAACUGUAAUAAUAGUACCACUAAUGAUUUUCACGAUUCUUUAGAAACAUUGUAUCUUUAACACAUUUAAAGCUAGCUUCAGAAGUUUUCAUUUCUGCGUUUCGAUUUUUUUUAAUACUUCGAUUUUUCAAUUAUUAAUUUUUUUUACUUCGAUAUUUCAAUUUUCAAUAUUUAGAAUUCUGUUUCAAGAAAAUAAUAAUAUAUCUUACUUAAAUUUUAAAAUCGUCAUGUUUCCUAUAUUAAGUAUAAUCGCGAAUGUCAUUAAUAUUUUAUUUAAAUAGCGUCUAAAGUUUAAAAGGCGAAGAGUCAUUUUGACGUCAUUUUGCGCUCACAUUACAGCCAUGUGAUGUGUCACGCUUGCUGGAUUUUGUGUUGAGCCUGAAUGAAAAGGCUAAAAUGGGUAGCGUUUUUACUCACACCAUUAAGAGAAGCUGAAAUGGCAUGGUUUUUAAAAAAGCAUCAGCUGUGAAGUCGUGAAAUGAGACCCUCUCAAAUAACAGAUAAAAUAAAUGCUGUGUGGUAGGAUCUCAAAUGGGGGCACUGCAGUGCCUAUUUUAAAGCAAGACACUAUUGUAAUGGUAGGAAAGAGAAAUUGUAUUUAUUUAUUUCAAUAAUAUUUGUUAUAAAUAUUGCAAGAGCUUUGAAAGGAAUUCCUUUUUAUUGAUUUAUUAAAGUCGUUAACGAAUUUUCCAUUAAUGCACAACAUUGUAAAUUUUUUGGUAAACAUAUGAAAAGUAGUUAAUUUCUAACCUGAUCGACUUAAUUUUCUACUAUGUCUUUUUUAAUUAUUAAUUACCGUAUUAUUGUCAUAACUGAACUAAAGUCGUAUGACAUAAUAUCAGUAACUCUUACGGUAACAGUAGGCGCCGCUUAAUGUGAUCAUGCCCAUGUUUAUCCACGACUUAUAUUGUCUUUCAAAACAGCAAUAGAAUUGAACUCAUUUAAUAUGAAUAUGACUAGAAACGGAUAAAUAGAUAUUUUCACAGCAUUUUAAUUAGAAAAAUCAAAAGUAUGUAUAUGAACUCUUCAUAAUAUAUUUAAUGCAAAAGUUCAUUUAUGAACGUUUCUGGAAAUUACUUGACCGACGCUAUACCCAUGAUCUGUAAUAUGGAAGGCAUCCGUCAUCAGAAGAGACAAUGCCAAUGGGAAAUUUUAAAUUAAGCAACCUUAAUUUGGCAUGCAAAAAAUUUUGCUGCUAAAAAAGACUGAUUUAUGUGUGGUCGCCCUCAAAAUCCAUACAGUUAUUCAAAAGCUACGUCAGAUUAUGUUCUUUCAUUUUUCAUUAAAAGAUGGCGCCAGUAGUUUGACUUCAUCUCUUUCUUAUUGCCCGAGCACCGGCUUCUCUGUCCUCAUUUACGCUUGUGCAGCUCAAAAAGAAGGUUCUAUAUUUAAACCUUCGAAGUAGUCUUGCAAAUUUAUGAAUGUUACGCUGAUUGUUGUUGCUUUUAUUCCUCCAAUAACUAAGGUUAUUGACUGAAAUCGAAAUAACUGUUUGGCGACGUAAUCCCUCACUUGGCGAUAUUUUUGGCCUCACUUGGCGAUUAGUGAGGGAUAUCACUUGGCGAUAUCCCUCACUUGGCGAUUCACCUUAUUUGGCGGCUUUACUUAAAUUUAAAAAAAAAAAAAAAAAUUAUUGUAUAACAGUUCGGUCCUGUUAACCGAAUCGUUGAUCGCAGUAACCGAUGUUAUUUUCUACGUUUUCGUCUACAAACCGUCAGGACCUGGAUAAAUUUCUAACAUUAUCCGAAUAAAAACAAUAAGCGCAAUCACAUUUAAGUGUCGUCUCUUGUAAGCGUCUUAUUUCCCAAGAGUGGUUGAAUUCGCUUUGUGUAUGCAUUUCAUUUUCUUCCCUGUGAUCACGCUUUGUGUCAAGAAUAUUACAUCUAGUCUGUUCUGUGUAUUGUAGUUUGCAAUGUUCAUGCUCCUUGAGACUGUGCUUUCUUUAGCCGUGCGCGUAGAGUGAAAUAUUCAGCAGCUUAGUGAUUAAGAAAAUGUGACGGUUUAACUUGAAUUACUGCGUAAGACUCUAUAUGUCAAUGAUCCGCGAAACGCUAUACAAUUUUUGAAAUGCAGCCAUUCAUAAUAUUCAGCAUGAACCUUCUUAGUCCAGAUUAAUAGUAAAGAAGUUCAUAUAUUUGUUCCUGGAAGCAGUUUCUUUUCAUUUUUAUACUAUACUCUCUUAAAACAAUACAGUAGACGCCGCUGGUUUGUCCACGGCUAUUUUAUAUAACAAUUCAACGAUGAAAGGAAAAGGCCCUUUUACCGCUUGGGACGGUCCUUGAUUUUGCCUUCUGGAGUGGUCCAUGAAUUAGCCGCAUCUCUUGUUACACAAACAAAAAGUUCCUGAGAAGAAAAAAAUUUAAUUCCACCAUAUUAUUUUGCUCGUAUUUUAAAUCACAAAAUCAUCAAUGACAUCGUAGAGGUCUGCUUGAUUGCUUCAGCUGCUAUAAACGUAGACAGUAGAGAAAGAUUCUUUAAAUGCAAAGUGGAAUAUUUCUAGGUCAUUUAACCAAAUGAUUUUUAUUUGAAAAAUCCUUCUCGCAGCUAGCAACACUUACAUUUUAGAGUAAAGUGCGGAAAUUCAAGGGGCCCACCCUUCCGCGUUCCUGUUUUCAUUUUCCCUAGCAAUAACGGAAAUAAAACUGAAAUACUUCUCUUUUAACGAUGAAUUCUUCCUUUAUGAAUGACGCCGAGAUCGUAAUUUGCUUCAUAUUCAUAACUUUCACUCAAAAGUUUCGAUGGAAUGAGAGAGGUAUAACAAGAUUAUAUAGUUCUUGAAAUUUCGUGGUGAUUUCUUUGAACUCUUUACCAACGGUAAAUUUUUUUCUUUCAAUUUAAUUCCGAAUUUUAAUUUAAAAUCUCAUUAUUCUUUAUGUGCGUCGACGAUCCAUAUCCCCUAAGAAAAAAAUGGCUCCCGAGGCGGACCGCCCUUCCUAGGUACGUUAGUGGAUUUCACCAUUUCAAAAUAAAUACAACGUGAAAUCUAUAAAUAAGUACUUUUACAGAAUUUUUAUGAAAAAUUCAAAAGUUUCUUUACGAAUUUGAAAAUUAUAGUUCUCAACAGUUCUGGAAAUUAUUUCACAAAUGCUGUAUUCCUAAUAUUAAUACUAGAAAGGCAUUCUUUAUUCGCUGGAAGAGAACAUGCAAAAUUUAAAAAUAGUUAAAAUCUAAAUUUGACAUAAAUGUUUUCUAGAGUUUUUAUUAUUUUUAAGGUGGGGAACCAGGUUGUUUUCCCCCUCCCGAAGAAUAGGGAACUCAAAUCAUUCUCAAAAUCAAGUUAUUCAAAUUAUAACGCAAGAGAAGGUUGCUUUUUGGCUAAUUUUUAAAAGAUGACUAAAAAACAAGCUCGCGAUAUAAUUCUUACUUGGCCAUAUUUUCCUGAAUUUGGCAAUUUUAAAUAUAAUGUAUUUUCACCUUAUUAAUCUCAUGUUUGGAAACUUUACUCCAGUUUAAAAAAAAAAGCUAUUCUAUAGUCUUCUGAUAAUAUUAACCGAAUGGUUGAUCCCAGUAAUCGAUGUAUUUUCAAUAUUUUCGUCUACUAACGGCCGGGCAAUUCGAUAAGAACAUCUCAAUGAUGCAUUAACGGCGAUCACAUUAAGCGGCGUUUAAUACUGUUGUUGUAAUAUAAAUAUCAUAUAUUUUUGUUUGAAAUGGAUAGAAACAAUUUAUUUUUCAUUACCGUGGAAAUAUGUUAUUUGAGCAAUUGCAGUAUCUUUACGAUCCCUGUUCAUCACUACAUCCGCUUCUGCAUUUUAAAAUUCCAACACUGCUCGAUUAGUGAAUAACGAACGUACUUCUUAAAAGCAUUAUGUACAUUGAUUCAAUCCUUUUUUGGGGGCAGGAGGGGGCACGUUUUCGUUGUUUAAAGAAAUUUCGUGUAAAUGUUCAGAAGUGUUGUUUUCAAAAUGUACGUUGCUCUAUUUCGUACUUAAUUAUUCGACUACAUUGAAUUAAAAACCUAAUGCGUAUUUUUAAAUUUAAUCUCAGACAGUGUGAUGAUCUUACCAUCUAUUAUAAACUAAAGUUUGAAUGGAUUAGAAAUUGUACUUUUAUUAGUGCAUUUUGUAAACUGAGAUGCAUUUGAUCGGAUACUUUUGUUUACAGUUUCUGUUACUUUCAAAAUGGAAAGGAAAAAAAUUAAUUCAGCUUUCAGAAAUUUUACGCCUUCUCGAGAGUGCGAUUUUCAGUUAAAGACUAAUGUUUACUAAUCAGUGUUCCGAUCAUUUUUCUUUAUUCUACUGAAAUAUUACAGAUCCCAUUUAGAAUCUCCUUUGAAUAUAUGUGCUCUGUAGAUAGCUUUUGCUUGAAUAAAAGCUUUUAUGAAACAA
This is a messenger RNA of Stegodyphus dumicola, 12961 nucleotides long. RefSeq names its product chordin short gastrulation (gene sog). Lineage: Eukaryota; Metazoa; Arthropoda; Arachnida; Araneae; Eresidae. Gene Ontology annotation, biological process: dorsal/ventral pattern formation; multicellular organism development; negative regulation of BMP signaling pathway. Gene Ontology annotation, molecular function: BMP binding. The record is from RefSeq and is a predicted model, not a curated record.